AUGGUGCGUUGUCAGUCGUCUCACCCGAAGGCGAUCCUCGUUCAGUUGCAUGUUGUUGCACCAUCACUGCAGUAUGAUUACCAAAAGGGGCCGCCACCACCAGAGGAGGCGUGUGAAUUAGAUGUGGAGUUGUUGUGCAAUGAUAUUAGUAACAAAAUGCGGUUACUUGGCGGAAUGGCCAUUGGACUGCCCAAAGAAGGUUUGGUGGUUGAAGGUUCGCAUCGUGAAGAAAGUGGCAACGGUGGGUUGUACAACAUUGUGGUGAGGCUUCAACACGCCUCAAACCUGUCCGUAAGUGCGUUACGAGCGGCAUGUGCUGCGGUAAUGGAAGGUGCGGUGACUAUUGCGGGGGACGAUCGAGGAAAGCAAAGGCUUGCGCACAAGCAGCCCGCGCUAAAGGUGGUCCCCGUGGCUGUGCGUGUCGUCAAAUUGGACAAGUUGCAAUAA
Molecule: messenger RNA, 447 nt
Organism: Trypanosoma brucei brucei TREU927
Lineage: Eukaryota; Euglenozoa; Kinetoplastea; Trypanosomatida; Trypanosomatidae
Exons: 1
Coding region: 1-447 (148 amino acids)
Source: RefSeq, a predicted model, not a curated record